Tachysurus fulvidraco (yellow catfish) is the source of this 6966-nucleotide messenger RNA. It is a transcript of the gene rc3h1b, whose product is annotated as ring finger and CCCH-type domains 1b. The coding region runs from base 326 to 3667 and encodes 1113 amino acids. The record is from RefSeq and is a predicted model, not a curated record. Gene Ontology annotation, molecular function: metal ion binding. Lineage: Eukaryota; Metazoa; Chordata; Actinopteri; Siluriformes; Bagridae. The transcript has 18 exons.
ACACACACACACACACACACACACACACACACACACACACACACACACACACACACACACACACACACACACACACACACACACGGUCGAUAUGGCGACCAACAGAAUAAACCAAUGUUUUUUAUCCGAGAGAAGAUGAAGUUGUCUGGACUCAUGAAGCAUGAGUUUCAGGUCCCGCACUAUGUGAUGAGCCGUCAGGACGUGUGGACGUUGUUAUUUACGCACCCUUUCUGAUUCCAGUGGAAUCUUCUGCUUGUUGUUGUUUUUGUUUAAUGAAACGCACACGGUCACGCCUAGGGUCGUACAUGUAGACCGUCCGGUGACGAUGCCUGUCCAAGCGCCGCAAUGGACCGAGUUCCUGCUGUGUCCCAUCUGCACGCAGACGUUCGAGGAGACGGUGCGGCGACCCAUCAGCCUCGGGUGCGGCCACACCGUCUGCAAGAUGUGCCUGAACAAGCUGCACCGCAAAGCCUGCCCCUUCGACCAGACGGCCAUCAACACCGACAUCGAGCAGCUUCCUGUCAACUCGGCCCUGCUGCAGCUUGUGGGGGCUCAGGUGCCAAAACCUCAACCUGUGGCACUCAUUACUAGUCCAGAAGACACCAAGCACUACGAUGAGGCCCGGCAGUGUGUGGAGGAGCUCGCCCUCUACCUCAAACCUCUCAGCAGUGCAAGAGGCUUGGGGUUGAGUAACGCAGCACAGAGCAUGCUCAGCAGACCCAUGCAGAGGAAGCUGGUAACCCUGGUGCACUGCCAGCUAGUGGAGGAAGAGGGCCGGGUGCGUGCCAUGCGCGCUGCCCGCUCGCUGGGAGAACGUACUGUCACAGAGCUCAUCCUGCAGCAUCAAAACCCCCAGCAGCUCUCCUCCAACCUGUGGGCUGCCGUACGCGCCAGGGGCUGCCAGUUUCUCGGACCAGCCAUGCAAGAGGAGGCCUUGAAGUUGGUGCUGCUGGCUCUGGAGGACGGAUCUGCUCUCUCCCGCAAGGUGCUGGUGUUGUUUGUGGUACAGCGUCUGGAGCCCAGAUUCCCUCAGGCCUCCAAAACCAGCAUCGGACACGUGGUUCAGCUGCUUUACCGUGCCUCCUGUUUUAAAGUGACCAAGAGAGACGAGGACUCGUCCCUGAUGCAGCUGAAAGAGGAGUUUCGGACGUACGAGGCUCUUCGGAGAGAGCACGACUCUCAGAUCGUCCAGAUCGCCAUGGAGGGAGGUCUGCGCAUCGCCCCUGACCAGUGGUCCUCUCUGCUCUACGGGGACCAGUCUCACAAGUCCCACAUGCAGUCCAUCAUCGACAAGUUGCAGACGCCUGCGUCCUUUGCACAGAGUGUGCAGGAGCUGACUAUAGCACUGCAGAGGACGGGCGACCCCGCCAACCUGAACCGCCUCAGACCUCAUUUAGAGCUGCUGGCCAACAUCGACCCCAGUCCAGAUGCUCCGCCUCCAACAUGGGAGCAGCUGGAGAAGGGUCUGGUAGCAGUGAAGACGGUGGUGCAUGGCCUGGUGGACUUUAUCCAGAAUCACAGCAAGAAGGGCACUGAGCAGCAGCAGCCUCCUCAGCACAGCAAGUACAAAACCUACAUGUGCCGGGACAUGAAGCAGAAAGGAGGCUGCCCCCGAGGUGCCAGCUGUACCUUCGCCCACUCGCAGGAAGAGCUGGAGAAAUACCGUAAGAUGAACAAGCGCCUUGCUCAGAGACUUCCGUGUGGUCCCUCCUUGCUACCCGACGAAGGCGUGCCUCUGGAGGGCAUGACACGCAAACCUUCACCCCUCACCAACGGCAUCGUGGCGCCGUGUCCACCUCCGCCGUCACCGCUUUUAGCACGUGGACACGACCCUUCAGCCUACGAGCUUAUGCGAAAGCCCAAACUGGACAGCCUGAGUGCUCCUGGAUCUCCACCUGAUCCUUUGGAUAAGACCGGCCUGCCCCUGCCCCCACACGCGAUUGCCCACCCAAGGGCCGAGCACCUCCCUGUGCCCAAGCAGAUUCCCGGUGUGCCUCGUGGCGCACCGCCACUCUACCCACAGCAGCAGCAUGAGCUCUUCUAUCCCGAUGCCAGAGCGGCGUCAGGAGCGCAGUACGACAGCCAGUACUCCACUGCUACCCCGUACCCUUACCAGCCGACGCAGUAUGUGCCACCACGCUACAUCCGUAACCCUCUGCCCUCGGGCGAUGCCUCGUACCAGGAUCCGUACCCUGCUUACGGCCCUGAACGCCAAUACCCACCUCCCCACCACUCUGGGCCACCUUUCUCAGGUGUCGGUGGCCAUCCUUACCCUCCCCCCUCUCACUAUGAUGCCCGUCGGCACGGCCCGUACGCAGUCCCUCCUCCACCACCACCCCCUCAGCCUUUCGGUCCGCCCCGAGACGAGCUGGUACGCAUGAGCCCUGUAUCCUUGGAUGUGCCACACACUCCAGGGGCCCCCAACUCCCUCUACCACCCCGAGGUAGCAUCCCGGGAGAGAUAUCCCCCAGAAGGUUAUUACCCCCCUGCACCACACUCCGGGCAAAUCAGGUCCCAUAUAACGGACCCGUACGGCCGCUCCCAGCCGAGCCUGGAGUCCCUGCACCGCAGGCGUAAGGAGCUGCUGAACCAGCUGGAGGAGAGAAAAGUCAUUUCUCCUCCACCAUUCGCUGCCUCCCCGACUCUGCCCUCUCACUCUUUCCCCAACGAAUACCCUCAGGAGUACAUGGAGGACGGUUCCAAAGCUUUUGGCACCCGAGAACCCGACUACGCCGGGCAGUACUCACCGUGGUCAUGCGACACCUUCGGCUCAUACAUUAGCUCCAAAGAUCCCAAGCCGAAAGACGGCGUGUCCGCCGGAGCAGCGGAAAUGAUGAACAUGGAGGGAAAGGGCCUCAGGGAGCCGCCUCUGGACGGACAGCGGCGCUCGGCAGAAGCCAAAGACGACGAUCCCAUCAUUCCUUUCGGCCCGCUGCCCACGGUGUCGCCGUUUGGUGCCAUUUCUCGCACGUCAAAAACAGGCUACCAGACCACGGGCCCCGUGCAGGCCAUGGCAUCCUCACAGGCCACCGGAUCCAAACACAUCACCGUAGCUGAUUAUUCCUACGGAAACCAUGGUGGCGGCUGGGGCGGCGUGUCCUACCCUCAGCACCAGAGCAUCGCUUCUCCGGGACACUUCAGCGAGCGGCUGCCCGCGUCCACCCCCGAUCGAGAGCAGCUGAAGAUGGAGCUCCAGCAAGUCAACCAGCAGAUCAGUCAGCAGACGCAGAUCCGCAGCAUGGAGGCUGCGAGUAACUCCAUGCUGCUGCAGCGAGAGGCCAGCGCUCUGAACGCUCAACCGCCUGCCGCUAAAUGGCCUGCGGGUGGUGCCGUGUCCAGCGAGCAGCUCAGCCUCGAACUUCACCACGUCGAGAGGGAAAUAGGAAAGAGGACGCGUGAAAUUGCUCUGGAGAACCAGGCGGCACAGGAAGUCCCGUACAAGCUAAAGGCCACUGAAAAUGGCCAGAGUGACCAUAAAGCCCAGCUAGAGGAGCUCUCUUUAGCACUGGGCGACGUCUCGAACGGCGUAAGCAGCAUCGUUCCUGCCAACAGCGUCGGGGGAUCCAUGAUGUCUCUGUCCAGUAACAUGUCUACGCUCAGCCUGUGCUCUGGAGAGCAAGCAGGAAGUGGAUCAGAGCUCCAAAAAAAUGGAGUCGUUCAUUCUUAAGAGCACACUCACACACACACACACACACACACAGACCUCUGUAUGAGAUUUUGGUCAUUUUUAUUCAAAAGCGUUAAAACAAGUUAAUGCGCCAAUACGAGGAAAACACACACACACACACACACACCUGCAUGCUGUUACAUGCAUGCACAAAAACACUUGUUUUAUUUUAGAAAAAGAAAUGAGCAGUAUCUGCCGUGAUUAUGAAUCUUUUUUUCUUUUUGUUCUGUGAAUGAGCUUUUGUUUUUGUUUUAAACGACUUCUCAUCGCCUGGAAACCAGGGCAUCUGAUUAUCCUGUGCACUUCUUUUCCCUCCUCCUCCUCCUCCGCAUUUCGUUUUAAAUGAACACGGCGCAGGAAGAGGAAAGCGAGCCGACUCCCCGUAGCACCUUACGACCGGCGUUCUUUUUAAAAACACCCGAAAACCUCCGUGCAGCCUCGGAUAUCACGUGACAGACCAGAUUUUUAAAAAAAAAAGAAAGAAAGCACGCAAAGCCUUUUAUCUGUCCAUUUUGUAUGGAGUUUCUCUGCAGCUUUCCCCCGCGCGGUGUAAACCGACACUGUGGCGAAUCCAUCAGGGGAAGAAAAAAAACGAGCCGGAGCUGCCGCUUCAGCGAACACGAGGAUUUGAGGUUAACGGAAUCAAUCGUACGAUUUCAUUUAAUUUAUGGUUUUGGCUAUAGAACUGUUCCGAAUUUCUACGGUGGGCGUCGAGCAUUCUGUUUUAUAGAAUGCGUUCAAAUGUCUUUAAAAACACACAAACACACACAAGCACUUUCUUCCAUGUUUUUCUAUGGGCGUGUACUUUUUUUAUUCAAGGAAGAUCGUCUUUUUUUGAUCCUCGUGUUCGCCCGAGCUGCAGCGCCGUGGGUUAUUCGGACGAACCGUUCCGUUUUUUUUUGGACUCCCUGCGCCACUUGAGAGCGUGCAAGCUAGCGAGCGCGUGUGCAUGCGUCGUGUGGAUCGCAGCCUCGUUCGCGAAUUCCCGUCAAUUCUCCCUGACUUCUGUGAAGUUGCUUAGCGUAUGUAUUCUGGUCACGUUCACCCAUUCAGGUUAGCUGCUGCACAGGAACAAGCAACGAACGCCGCGGUGCUCGAAAUGUACCGAUACGUACCGAGGACGGUGUAACAACGAACCCUUGUCGAUCGUCUGAUUCUUCAGACAGACGAAACGAGAUCAGACGUGGAAUCGAGCUCCUCGCAACGACGCCCGUUUGUUUUCAAACCGAUCUCCCACCGCGACGUCCGGUCGAGCCGAUCGCCUCGCUUCUACGUAACCGUGUGUUUUUACGCACAUUAAUCAUAACCAACAGAUAACGAUGCCCCUGAAACCGGAUCAAGACACGGACAUGCUCUGAAGUCUUCCUAUAGUGAUGACAUUCUUCACGUGCAACAUUUCCUUCUAGUCUCUUGAGACCGACUAUGAUAUUAAGCUCCAAUUUUGGGUGCAACCUCUUAACGUGUUUAAAAAAAACGAAAGAAAAAAAAAAGUUUUUUCUGUCUUGAUUAUUUCGUGCUGUAGUUACGAUUACUGUUACAUUAAUGAUUUAUUGGGUGGUUGUUUAUUUUUCUUUUCUUUUCGUUUUGAUUUUUGCUCGAGAAGAGCACGCACCCUUUUCCCAAGCAAGCGUCAAGAUCGGACUUGAGCCGCGUAGCCGUACAGAGACGUACGUGUAGAAUCUGGCUCACCGCAGUCCCGUCUGGAAGCCUAACAACCGCUCGUGCUUUUUACAUCCACACUGGUGCCAAUGUCGCUAAGAAUUAAGAACAAACCAAAUCCGAUCCGCUGAACCUUUUUUUUUUUUUUCCUCGGACGCAGUUUGCCUUUUCCGCCGUCGUUUGGUUUGAGCAGCGCUUUCGCCGUGAGCUCGAAUACACCAGAGCCAGUAGGUUAACUUUCGGCUGUGCUCGCCCAUGUGCCAGCCAAUUGUGAGCUGGUUUAAGCUGAUGUAUGUGGAAGAGGACAGACAGCACUAUCCUCUAAACGCUGUAGAAAUCACCAGUUGAUGUCGGGGUCUCCGAAUCCAGAUCGCCGUAACGUUCUGAUGUUUUUGUUUUUUUCUUAACCCAAUCGGUCAAACUUAAACGUCCCAGAAGGGCAAACUUUUACACCAGUAUUGAUGAAGUAUUUCAAUAUGCAGUACUGUGUCUGUUAUUAACAGAGAAACAAAGCCAGAGAGGGAAAACGUUCACCUCACCACAGCUUGUGUUAUUCAGAUCCUGCAGGAAUGUACUAGAAGUAUUUAAGCUUCCUCAGUACACGACUGCACCAAAGUUUGUGGGGUGUCCUCGUCGUCCCCCCUUUCUCCCCCCUCGCGUACCUUUUUUAAUCAGCGAUCUCACGGAGUUCGUUGCUGUCGCUUCUUUUUUUUUUCUUCUUUUUCUUUUCCCUAUUGCCCCCCCCCAUUUCUGUGCUUUUUACAGAUAAAAUCAUGUUCGUAUCCAGCCACUAAAAACCUUAAGUGGCACCAAGUGACUCGUUUAUAUAAGAGAGAAAGUUUUGUGCAUGAUUAUUAUUAUAUAUAUAUAUAUACAUAUAUAUUAUUGUUUUUUUCCUGGAGCAGAGGAGUCACAGUGUGAAACGUGGCGAUCUUUGCGAGCAGGCCUGUUCCUAAUGGAUGAUAUUCAUUUCUCUAUGCGGAUCGUGUCUGUUUUGUGCGGACCUGUAGCACUCGUUUGAACCAUAAAGGCGAAUAAACUCGUGGUUUAGUCGUUUAUUUUUUUUUCUUCUUUUCUUUCUCCUUUAAACCUUAACACUGUUAUUGCUGUGUCUAUUAUUUUAAUUGGGUGGGGCUACUGUUUUUUUUUUUUAUUAUUAAAACAAUUAAGUUUCUAUGAACAAGUCUUGUUUCAAAAUUAACGGAAAAGAAAAACAAACCUCUUAAUUUAAGGUACAGGCUUGAUUUCAAACAAGGAAAGGUUUUUAUAUAUAUAUAUACACAAAUAUAUAUAAACUAGAUUAUACUCCAUUAAGGAAUGUUUCGAACCAUCUUACUCCAAUGUGGAUGUAGUCAUUAUUACGCCAUGUUAUGACUUUGUAAAACAAAUUCACUGUGUGAAAAUGGGUUUGCAUUUUUUGUACAAUACAAUCUGCUUUUUUUUGUUUGUUUUUUUUCUUUUGUUUUUUUUUUUUUGGUUCCAAGAGGUGAAACUGGAUAUUUCGAGGAAGGCAAAAAAAAAACAACCCUUGUGAUAUUUAAAAAAAAAAACCACACAAAUAAAAACCAAACAAACACAAACUUGUGUACGGCGACGGUGAUUAUAAACAAAAGGACGGAUUAAACGAUAUUGACACUCGA